Cataglyphis hispanica is the source of this 3256-nucleotide messenger RNA. It is a transcript of the gene Lsd-1, whose product is annotated as lipid storage droplets surface-binding protein 1. The transcript is spliced from 11 exons. Gene Ontology annotation, cellular component: cytosol; lipid droplet. The record is from RefSeq and is a predicted model, not a curated record. Lineage: Eukaryota; Metazoa; Arthropoda; Insecta; Hymenoptera; Formicidae. Bases 180 to 2138 code for a protein of 652 amino acids. Gene Ontology annotation, biological process: lipid storage; positive regulation of triglyceride storage.
ACCAUUUGCAGUUCUCGACGUGCAGUCAACGGCACCUUCUUCGGUCGAAACGUCGAGUUUUCUCCCGUCUCGUUGGCCGGACUCUUGAAAUUAACUGCAUUAUACAAUAAUCAUAAAAAAAAAAUCUUCAGAUCGCAUUCCUCACAGCUUGCUGUAUCUUCCUCAGCGAUUAUUCCUCUAUGGCGGGAGCAAACGCGAAAAGACGGCAUUCGGAUCUGCCGCAUUUUGAAUCUGUUGUCAGGAUUUCGAGUCUUCCCAUUGUGGAAAGCGGUAUACACAUCGCUGGUAAUGUGUAUAGAAAAAUAAAGCGCUCAAAUUCAUUAAUGAAUUGGAGUUUGGAUACUGCGGAGCAAUCAUUAGCGAUUGCAACGACGACGGCAAGACCAGCGAUUUUCGCAUUCAAUGGACCAAUUACGACAAUCGAUCAGCUAUUAUGCAAAGGUAUCGACAUUGUUGAACAAAGAGUACCAGCUGUACAUCUUCCUCCUCAUCUUAUGUAUUUGAACACGCGAGAAUAUGUAAAUGAGAACAUUGUAAAGCCGGUGUUGAAGCGUGCCGGAAGUGUCAAACAAAUUGGUAGUCAAGCUGCCAACGCCGCCGCGGAUAGAUUGGAUGGUGCUUUGACAGUUGCGGACGAAUAUGUGGAUCGUUAUUUGCCAGGUGAUUCGGCUGAUAAAGUCAUAGAUGAGGUCAGUCCUACUGAAUCAGUGAGCAAAACGAAACGAACCAUCAAGCAUGGCGCAAGAUUUUCCCGUAAAGUACAAAAGAGAUUGACGCAACGCACUUUGGCCGAAGCACGUGCGCUUAAAGAACAAGGAACGGAAUGUAUUCAUGUGCUUUUAUAUGUGGCAGAAUUGAUAACCAAAGAUCCAAAAUUGGCAUUAAAAAAGGCUAAGGAAUUAUGGACCACGUUGAGUUUACCUGAGCCCGAAAAUCAAGCGCGUCCUGCUACGCUCGAACAGCUGUUGGUACUUUUGACACGCGAGUCUGCACGACGCAUAGUGCAUCUGGUGAAUGGCACGGCGGCGUUGGCAAUUAAAACCCCGCAACGUUUGGCUGAUUUACUCGUUCGGCUUUCUCAUCAACUACUUGAAAUCGCCGACGCCUCAUUAAAGAUGACACCACUUAUAAAUAAAAGCAAUGCAGCAAAAGAACAAGUAUCCGUCAUACGCUCCGCUAUUAAGAGGUUGAAUUCAACCACGAAUCUAUUAUUGGAAAAAUUUGCUGCCCUUUUGGCUGGUCGCCCCAGCCCUCAGAAAGUACCACGUAUACAAAACCAGCAGAAUCACAGCAACCACAUGCCGGUGACUUCUAAUCCCCCAAUAAACGGUGUCGAGUAUAUGGCGCAAACCGCAGAAGUAGUACAUCGUCCUCAUCUAAAGGUCUUUGAUCGUGUCUUGGAAUUACCCAUCGUUGAAUUGGCACUUGCUAAAUCCGCAGAGACUUACUCCAGGGUAAAGGGCUCGCAUCAGUUGGUGCAUUGGGCAUUUACCACUGCUGAGACGUCCCUUAAUGCCGCGACCAAACAAGCAAUACCUAUCGCCUUGCCUAUCGCGAAAAGGCUUGAGAAUCCUAUAAACUUCGUCGAUCAUACGUUAUGUUUUGGUCUCGACAAGAUUGAAGAAAAAGUACCGCUAGUGAAGGAAAAACCCGCGGAGAUUUUGAAGAAGGCGGCAUUGAGUAUUUCGCAUCUAAAUUAUUUAAUUAUCGCACAAGCGGCAAAUUUGCGGGACAUCAGCUGGAAUAAAGCCAAUCAAAUUCUCGAGACGCGCUAUGGCACUGUGGCUAUGAAAAGUUUAGAUAGCACGGCUGUUGUCGUUGAUAAGCUCAUUGAAAGAUAUUUCCCUGCAACAGAAGAAGAAGUAAAAUCACAAGACAGAACAACAUAUGAAGAGGACAGACUGUUACAUACUUUACAAACAUUAGGUCACCUGUCUAAUAAAGCAGCUCGACGUGUGUAUUUCAACAUAAUACGCCAUGUGAAUACCAUCAACAAGGACGGUUUAAUAAAAGCUUACAUCUACAAUUUGGUCGAAUUUCUUCGAUUAACGAAAUUUCUCCACACAGUUAACGAAAAAUCACAUGUCGACGGCGAGAAAACGGAAGAACCACAAUAUGAUGAGAAAAAAAACGAGUAACUCUGAUUUUAAAUUACUUUGAUUUUAUUUUUUUUCCAGAUUUUUCGUGUAUGAUUUUUAAGUCCUAAAAAUUAAUUUCAUUUAUACUUAUGCAUAUAUAUUAAAACUAAGUAUAUCGCCUAUAUUUAUUUUUCAUAAUUAUAUUUUUAUUAUGAUCUACGCCUAUUAAUUUGCGUAUCGUUAAGAAUUGCUUCUCCUCGUUGUUGCGAAAAAAAUUAAAGUGCUAAAAUAAUUUGCAUCAAUGAUCGUUAAUACGUGCACAUUUUUCUACAUUGCCCCAUAAAUAUAAAAGUUGAAAAAUUAUUAUCAUAUAAAUAAGGUGUGAGAUAUAAGAUUAUAGAUAAGUUUUAUAUUUAUAUUUUGUAUAUAUUUUUAACUCAUAUACAUGCAGUGCAAAUAACUAAGUAUAAUCAAAGAUAUAAGAGUACGAUAAACUUUAAAAGUCGUUUUCAUUAAUAUUAAUUAAAAUAAAGCAUUUAAACAAUAUUAUAUUAAACUGUUUUUGCAGACAAUUUAAUAUUAUUAUAAUUGUUAUAAUUUGAUAUAUAUGUGUAUUUUACAUUAUACAUCAACUUAACUAUACAUAUAAAAAUUAAGAAAAUGUUCAGAUAAUUAUUAUGUAUUUGGAUUUCGAUGUAAAAAUCUAUAUUUUAUGCAUUUUAAUAUGUAUAUAUUAUAAUCACACAGAGAAAAUAUUUCAGCCAGACGUUCGGAACAAUAUACUGGGAUUGCUUUCAUUACUGUAUAAUUUUUUUCUAAUCAUUGCUCAAAAAAUUUUCAUACAUAUAACUGUUAUUACUUUACAUAAUGUUAACACAGAGUAAGAAUACUUUUUAACAAUAGAAAUAUUGAUACGUAUUUUGCAUAUCAAUUAAUCUCGUAUAUUUUGUAUUCAUAAAACAUUAUGUAAAAUAAAUGCAAUUGCAAUAAAAAUUUGUCUGCUUCUUUACAUUCUUAUAAUACAAUACAUUUAUUCUAUAAAAAAAGAUAAUGUUAAUGUAAUUUUUUCAUCAUUGCUAUUUAAAUUAUAUUAUUUGAUAAUAAAAAGCAUUUAUUUUUUGAUUUUUAAAUCUGAAAUAAUUUAAGCUCCAAAAUAAUAAAUUUAAUAUUUAAAUAAA